Messenger RNA from Pocillopora meandrina, 4137 nucleotides. The record is from the annotation of a GenBank genome assembly. Lineage: Eukaryota; Metazoa; Cnidaria; Anthozoa; Scleractinia; Pocilloporidae.
UCGUUUCGUUUUCAGGCUGAAGAUGCGGUGAAAAAUUUCUUUCCGGACAGGGUGUUUGAACUUGAUAAGCUUCUUAAGGUAAGAUCAAUUUGUACUAGUCCUAGCGAAGUGUAAGUUCUAGGUCGUGAUCUCUUGCUCAGAUCCGAAUUCGGAAGGUUCUGGGUCAAAAUGUAAGUGUUUUUUUGUAGUGAUCUUUAAGUAUUUUUAUCAUAACUACUCAUACCACAGGAUACGAGUUGACUUAUUUUAUACAAUAGACACUAGACAAAAAGAAAAAAAUUCUUAGAUCGAUGUGCAUUCUUCUCAUGAAGCGUCUGAGCAAGAGAAGCCGUUUUCUUUCAGUAUACCCAUCCCUGGUACGUCUAUAUAUCUGCUUGUUUUAGAAAAAAAAAAGAAGAAGCUUAAAGAGUUUUUCGUAAGAAACAACUUAGAGCUGGUUUUUGAAAACUGACGAGUCAAUGUUGAUAAUUGGCGGUAAGGAUCAAAUACCGUUUGCCGAAUGUGUUGAGUUACUUGAACUCUGCAAAAAAUACGAGAUCCACCUUGUUGGCCACAAGGCAACAGAAAUUAACAGGCUUCCACGAGAAUAGUGUUGUGGAUUGUAAGCACAGCUCACUAAAAUCUCUCCUCCAAUGUGCAGAUUUACCUCCCUCCCAUAAUGAUCACUCUCCACUCAAUGCACAAAAUAUCACUGAUGUUGCAAACCAAUUGAUUACUUUCUACCGUCCUGCAGCCCCUCUUUUAUCAGAAAACAAUUUUUUUCAGUCCGACAUGUUUGACAAGGAUUCCAUAGUCAGAGUACAAAAAGCUGUUAACAUGCCAGUCUAUAAAAAUGAUACCGUUACUGAUGCAGAGGUGAGCUCAUGUUAAGGUGACUUUAUAUCAUCACCAAUUUUGACUUGAGUUGCUGUGUGAAAUGUGAAUUGUGCACUAAGUAGAAUUUAGUAGGAAAACAAUCAAAAUGAUUUGUCUAUUACUGAUCUAAAUCUCUACUUUUAGGCAAUAUAGAUUUGUGACUUCAAUAGAACCAAAAGACUGUACUCCACCAUCUAUUUUCAUCCAUUUUUGGCUUCAAAGGUUUUUAGGGCGAAAACUAUAAGCAAUGGAUGUUAAUGGGCAUUUUGACAUAAACCAAACACUGUUAUGUCUAUUUAAGCUAAAAUGCCAGGCAGCACAUGGAAUUUUAUUCUGUGUGGCCCACAAUGCCUUGAACUGGGAUUUGUUUUUAGAUGUUGUGGUGGUCAAUGUUUGGUUUUAUUCCUGUAGCCAUGCAAUAAAAAGAGAAAGGUGGCAGAUGGUCAUGAUGCUCAAAUUGUUAAUCAUUCUUUGUCAUGUGAGUUUUCAUUUCCUUGGUUUUAGUUUGAAGCUCUGGUCUUUCAACUUCCAUCUGGCAGAACAUUCUGUACUGAUCAAUUGUUUUUGUUUGUUUAUUCUUUCUCUUUUUCUUCUUGUUAGCUUUCAUUACCCAUAUUCCUUGCAACAAGGUAAGAGUAGAAUAAGAGAGAUGGUAAGUUUUGAGCUCAAUAAAGAAAUAGAUGUUUUUUUGUUUUGUCAUGAGUGUGGGACAAAGAAAAAAUUCUGAAUCCCCAUGAGGAAUCAAACCUCAGACCUUCAGAUCCUGCCCUCAGAUGCUCUACCACUGAGCCACAGAGACUCUAGAUGAGCAAGGUCUAUUACAAAGUUGAUAUAACACUUGUCCUGUAUACUGCUAAAAUCAGCAAUGUUGAUAGGGUCAUGUUUGUCUCUCUUAUUCUAAUUACAAAUAUGGCUUGUCACAGAGUAAUGUGUGAUAGAACACUUUCAUCAUCACCAACACAUCUUGUAAUAGAUUUAAAAGAAACAAAAUGGUAAUGUUCUGAGUAUUUCUUCUUGCGUAGGCAGUAACACAUUGAUGUUGUUACAAUGGUUACUAAGAGAUUAUUGGUGUUUUGAAGAUCUCUUCUGACUAACACCUCUUGAUUACCCCUUCUUUUUUCCAGUAUCUUUUGCAAGUAAUUGAACUUCUGAAACCAAAAAUCCAGACAUUGAUGGAAAAGUGUAAUACUGUAAGUUUAUAGCCAUAUGUUCUAAAUGUUAUGGUGGUAGUUCUCAUAUGGUUUUAAAGUUUUUGUGUCAGAUAUGGCUAAUGUGAGUAAAUUUGGGAGAUUUCUUUGUUUGAUUACAGUCCCUCAGGGUAAGUUGCAUCCUCCAAGAUUGUAAUACUCUUCUGAGGAUCUUAUGCAAAUAUCUUUAGCCAAACAGGGGGGUAAUCUUUAAAGACCACACUAGAGACCAAACAAAAUCAGUGUGUAUAUGUAUGGACAAAGAAAAACAAGGUUGACUGAAACUUAUAGUCACGCAAUAACUUGUUUGUUAGCUAAAUUCUGUAUUAUUUACUGUACAGUGUAGAAUUGUUUCUGUUUGUUUUUUUUUUUCUAAAGGUGAAGAUGUGGAUUCAGUUACUAAUUCCAAGAAUAGAGGAUGGAAAUAACUUUGGUGUUUCCAUUCAGGUACUGCAGAGCUCAACCGCAUUAAGAAAUAAUGAACUGUGAAUUAUGGUCUAGGUAUUAAAUACAUAGAGAAAGGAUUAGUAACUUGCAGAAACUUGUUUGUGGUUCUCUGUAAAUGUAAAUGAUAAAUUUGACUUCCACACUUUCUUACCUGACUUUAAAAUGUCUUUUUGAAUCUCAAUGGAUACACUGAAGGAAGAAACUCUCAGUGAAGUACAGAGAAUUGAAGGAGAAGCAGCCACAUUUCUGGACCAGAUAUCAAGGUGCUCACUCAAUUGCUUUAUUGGAAAUAAUAAAUAAUUCAAGCUUCAAUUUGACAAGGGAGUAAGUAAAUAUUUAAAUGAAGUAGUAAUAUUUAAAUGAUGUACUUUUUAAGAGGGAUUUCUUAAUUUGGAUUACAUUAUUAUAUUUCUAUAUCAUUAAUGAUAAUUCCAUGUGUCUUUCAACAAUUGUUUCAAUGUGUUAAUUAGGUAGAGAAGCAAAACCCCCAGAAAACAAAAGAUAGAAAUGAUAAAAUAAUGUUAUGACUUGCAGGUAUUACAUCACAAGAGGAAAACUUGUCUCCAAAAUCAUAAAGUACCCACAGUUAGUAAGUUGUCGAUAAUUGUCCUGCAAUUGUUUGAUUCUGUCAUUUCCACUUUGCCUUUUCCAUAUUGCUGAAGAGUAUUUUCCCUAAAGAACUUGCUUUGAGCUUUAUAACUCUGUGAUAUCUCUAAUUAGAUAUCAAUAAAAAGCAGAAACCAUUAUGUAAAGGUUGUUAUGUUUGAAAUCUUCCUUGUUGUUCUUAUAAACUGUUGUAUUAAACUUAUUGCAUUAAGAAUUUUAUUCAAGGUCUCUACUUAGCACAUUUCACUACUUUAGUCAUAGCUAUUUUCUGUAAGCUCAAAACUUGCAGACUUUUAGCCAGUUGUUUGUCUGAGCUUGUCUGCCAUUAGUUUUAUUGUGCUUUUGCUACUAAUUACUGUCAGUCAAUUUAAUUCUAGGUUCUGCACCUAAUUUCAACGUUUUGCAUUCAAUUUCAACUUUCUGCAUUGUUUGGGAUUAAUUGACCAGUUCUUUGCCUAGGAGCAUGCUGAAAUUUUUGCAUGCAUAUUAUUGGGUGUUGUGGUAAAUGAAACUUCUUGUGAUUGCUCUUAUUUUCUUAUGAAUUGUAACUAUAGUUACCCAUUCAUUUGCUUUAUUUUUGCUUAUGUUUCAGGAUGAUUACAGACAGGCUGUGAUUGAAUUAGAUGAGAAGGAAUUUACCAGCCUACGUCUCUGUUGCUGUGAGCUGCGAAACCAUUAUGUAAGAACAAUUUUGUUUUCAACUUAGAAAUGUUUUCAAAUGAUCUUUUCUUUGGUCAACAGUAAAUAGUGAAAGGCAUCAAAUGUACUGCCGGUAUGUUGUGGAAUUUUGCUUACUGCAUUAACUCUAUUUCUGAAAUUCACUUAACUUUCAGUGAUUGACUAGCAGCUAGCAACAAUGACAGCUCUUAUGAACUCAAUAGAUAUAAUUUAUACACAAAUUUUUCAAUUGUUUAAAAUUGAAGGUACUUAUUAUGUCUGUGCAUUUGAUUUCCUUCUACAGCUUUCUUUACAUGACACCAUUACAAAGAAUCUUGACAAGAUCAAGAAACCUCGCACAAAUAAUGCAGACUCCCUGUAUUAA